This is a messenger RNA of Microplitis demolitor, 6989 nucleotides long. RefSeq names its product transcriptional coactivator YAP1 (gene yki). The record is from RefSeq and is a predicted model, not a curated record. Gene Ontology annotation, biological process: hippo signaling; positive regulation of transcription by RNA polymerase II. The coding region runs from base 2626 to 3999 and encodes 457 amino acids. Gene Ontology annotation, cellular component: cytoplasm; nucleus. Gene Ontology annotation, molecular function: transcription coactivator activity; protein binding. The transcript has 6 exons. NCBI's taxonomy places the organism in Eukaryota, Metazoa, Arthropoda, Insecta, Hymenoptera, Braconidae.
UGUGAGUUUAAAGAGACAGAGAGAGAAGGAAGGAAGAAAGAGCAACAGGCCAACAACACGUUUCGCCUUGGAGAGGGCUCGGCUAGCUGGGCGACGUGUGUGCCUGUGCCUGGUGUAGAGUACCGACUUUUCCUCCGAUCAGUUGUUGGAUCAGUGGCUACUCGGUCUCGGUGGUGUGUCUCGGUGCUUGCGUGUUCAUAUUCAGUGGUAUAUUUAUUUAAUAUAUAUAUAUAUAUCUACGUAUACAUAUUCAUAUUCAUUUUUAUAUGAAGAAACCACCACUAGAAGAGUGUUUCUCUUUAUUAUUAUUUUUAUUACUCCUCAGUACUCAGUCUUUAAUCAGUUUAAAUAUUAACGCAACGCGUUCUUUGUUUAGUGCCGAGUGUUUGUUUAAAUAUCACUCAGUGUCAUUCUGCUGAUGAUGACAACGCUGAUGCCUGUGAUAAUAUCGAUGUUGAUGAUGAUGAUGAUGAUGAUGAAGAUGCUACAAGUUUAAUAUUUAAAAUUGUUUUUAUAAAAUAUAUGAGGAAUAAUUGUGACGAAGGAGGACAAGGAUUCGCUGGAAGACGAAGUGAGGUAGAAAAAGCAAGCGGUGAUAGCCGUGUCAGGUGUACUGAGCGAUAAGACAAUCUCGGGAUCAUCAGAACUUCCACUGAAUGCAAAACGUAACGUAGUAUUAAUACUGUUGAUAUUUUGUUUUUUAGAUACCGGGGUGAUAUAAUUGUCGGAGGAGUUUAAGCUCGAUGGAUAAUAACAAAAGAGUAUCCGCCCUUGGUUGGGUUGUGUUGAGUAUCUUGACGUAGGCGCGACAGAUCAAGGAACGCGAAGAAACCGUCCUCGAGGAGUGGUCUCUAGAGAGUGCGGUGACACGUAUCCGCGGGGAAACCUAUAGUGUACACACGCGACAGCUCGGCUUCGGCAUUGGCACACAGUACACACAACAAAGUAUCACUUGGAGAGAGUGAGAGACAAGUAUCCGAUUAAAGUAGUUGUUGUAAGGAGAAGGUGUGCUGCAAGACCCGGAAACCCGAGCCGAGACCCGAGACCCGAGAGCUGGGACAGAGUGGGAGCGCGACACACCAGAACCGAGAACAACCCGAGUCAAGAGGGGAAUAGAAAGGGACAGAUGUAAGACGUCCAGUGUCCGAGGUUCGGAAUCGGAAUAACGUCCUCGUCCUCGUCCUCGUCAUCUUCACCGGGUAAUGUACUCUAGUAAUAACAAGUAGUGCCUUCUUUCUACGACACUUUUACACCUACCGUUUUUCUUCGCAUAUAUAUAUUCAUAUAUGUAUGUGUAUAUGAAGAGAGAUAAAUAUAUUUACAGGUAUAGGUAGAGGUAUAUGUGUAUUUAUCAGUGUUUUCUAUAAGCAAAAAAAGAAGAGGUACAACGUCGUAGGUACGUUAGUUGUAUUGCAGCAUUGAGUAUAUAGUUGAGAGAGUCACGAGUUGCGAUAGUAGUACAAGACUGGUGGUGUGUGCUGGUGAUUCGCUGCUGCCGAUCGUCAACAAGCGUUGGCGAACUAUCCAGUUGAGUUUAAAGAGAGUGUAAGGCUGUUGUGUACGUGCGGUGUGUGGAUUUGUGUGCGUUCGUUACGGCGAAACAGGUAAAAUAUAAUAAUAAUAAUAAGUAAAAGAAAGAAAGGAAGAAAGAGAAAAAUAAGAAAGAAAAUAACGUGACUACGGCGAGCGGCUGUGAGGGGGGAGAAGAUUCUGAUGAGGGUGUCAGCAGAAGCCCGGUAAGAUAGUAUAGAAGAGCACACGAGAGAAGCAAAGUGUAUAGUUGUGGAGAAGAAGAAGAAGAACCAGUGGAACAAGAAGAAGAGUUAGGAGAGACUAAGGAGCACACGAGAAGCCGCGAUUUUCGUUUGAAAUCGCUGAGAAAGAUCAUCGCUGGCGGUGGCGGCAUUGUCCUGCUUGUUUUGCUGUCUCGCGAACGCCAGAAUAAAAAAAAUAAGUUUAAAAAAAGGAAAUAAUAAAAAAAGGUAGAGGAAGAGAGCGUGAAAGAGAGACAGCGAGAUAAAGCUCGGAUCGUGGAGGCGCGGGUUUGCCAGCAAGAGUGUGAGUGAGAUGCUCGAGGAUCUUUAAGAGGCAGCGGGGAGUCGUGGAGCGACUUGAGCCGAGUCGAGUCGAGCCGAGAAAGAUAUUGCCAAGUGCAAGUGAGAAAGAUAUAGCACACAUACCACCGAGGAGGAAAGACGACGGCGACUGGAGAGUGCCGUAAGCCGUAAGGUACGUAUUUACGUACACACGCGUAUAACCGGAGAGCUGAGAGCCGGGAGGAACACGCUUAGCUACCAACACCGCCGCAACGUAAAUUACAUACGCGCCGCUGCUACAUACCCAGUGCCUCGCAAAGUAACUACUACUUUUUGCUACUCUACUAGCUAGCCAGCUCGCUACUCUAUACUCUACACACACAAUACACAAUUUGCUGGACUAAGAAAACGGCUAAGGAUAAAGGAAACGACACACAGAAGUUGCGUUGCUGCUGCUGUUGCUGCUUCCACUACUGCUGCUGCUGCUGCUGCUGUUGUUGUUGUUGUUGUGGCUGUCACUGUUGAUAAGACUCAAGGUGGAGCUUUAAAUAAUACUACUAAGUCUAUUAAAAAUAUAUAAUAUUUAAAAAUGGCGCUUAAUCAGGACGUUGAUCAGUUGUCAAAGGGGAACCUGGUGGUGAGGAUUGAUCAAAACUCCGAGUCAGAUCUGCAGGCGCUGUUUGACAGUGUCCUGAAACCAAACUCGACGAGGCCGCUGCAAGUGCCACUGCGUAUGCGAAAUCUCCCAAACUCGUUCUUCAACCCACCCUCGACCGGCAGCAAGAGUCCGUCGAUAUCCCACUCGAGGGAAAAUUCAGCAGACUCGGCGUUCGGUACAAUAGUUACGACAAACGUAGCCAGUGGUCCCGGUGCGAGUGCCUUGGGUUCGGGAAGCGAGGCCACAGGUGGAGGCGCAGAUGCCGCAGGCACAGGAGCCGCAGGUGCAGCACCCGGACUGACGGUGGCCCAUCCGCGGGCCCACAGCAGUCCAGCCUCACUCCAACAAACCUACGCCUCUGCUCAGCAAGCCACUCAACAUACACCACAGCCCCACGCACCGCGGCAUCAUCAUCAUCAGAAACAGCGCAGCUAUGACGUCAUCAGCACUGUCGACGACAUGGGGCCAUUGCCUCAUGGAUGGGAGCAGGCACGCACGCCCGAGGGACAAAUUUACUUCCUCAAUCACUUGACCCGGACGACAACAUGGGAAGAUCCACGUAAAACAGCAGCUGCUGUGAGUGUUGCGGCUGUUGCUGCGGCUGUGGAAAGCGGAAAAGCAUCUUCUGCAGCGGCUAAUUCACUGGGACCAUUACCAGAAGGUUGGGAACAGGCGCGGACUCCUGAAGGCGAGAUAUACUUCAUUAAUCAUCAGAGUCGCACUACUUCGUGGUUCGACCCCAGAAUCCCUUCACAUUUGCAACGAGCUCCGACUACAAAUACGAUGCUGCCGCAAAACUGGCUUCAGCAACCUGGAGCUCCUGGAUUGCAGAACAAUCAGAAUAUUCAAGUGUGCCAACAAAAAUUACGUCUUCAAUCAUUACAAAUGGAACGCGAACGGUUGAAACAGAGACAGGCUGAAAUUAUGCGUCAGCAAGAACUUAAUUUGCUGAGACAAAGUACCACUGACGCAGCAAUGGAUCCAUUUUUAUCGGGUAUAAAUGAGCAGCAUGCCCGACAGGAAAGCGCUGACUCCGGUCUAGGUCUUGGAUCAGCAUACUCUCUGCCGCACACACCCGAAGAUUUCCUAUCCAACAUCGACGACAACAUGGACGCUACAAGUGAAGGUGGAGCGCCAAUGGAAACACCCGAUUUAUCGACUCUCAGUGAUAACAUCGACUCAACGGAUGAUCUAGUGCCUUCGCUUCAGCUUGGCGAAGAAUUUACGAGCGACAUCCUGGACGACGUGCAGUCGUUGAUAAAUCCGAGCAGUACGAAACCUGAUAAUGUUCUUACGUGGCUGUAGUACAUUGCUUGAGUAUAAAGUUAACAUAAAUAUUAAUAAUAAUAUUACAAAAAAAAAAAAAAAAAAAAAAAAGAAAAAAGAAAAAAAAAUUAAUAAUAAUAAUAAUGUACAAUAAAGACGGUCCACAAUAAUUCGAUCACACAACGACAAUGUACGAUCGACAAACUAAACGUCGAGUCAAGUGUUGCGAUAUUUAAUGCCUCCUCCUCAUAAAACAAAUAUCAAGAAAUAAGAUCAGUAUAAAAUAAAAAAAAAAAGUAUGUUGUUAUUAAACUAAUAAAGAAUAAUCGCCGUACUGUCGUUGCGGGUUUAAAUUUAAAAAAAAAUGAAAGAAAAAAAAAAAGUGCCUUAAUUAUAAACAUUCGUACAAAUAUGCCUUAUAAAUAUAAAAUAUAUAUUUACGUUUUAAAAUUGUAUAUUUAAAAAAAAAAAGAAAAAAAAAUACGUGUUCUCGUUAAUUGUAAAUUUGUUAAUGACGAAAUGAAUUUUACAAGUGUCAUGUGUUGAUAUAAAUAUAUAUGUAUACAUGUCUUCGUUCUAAAAUAAUUUUUCGUUAGAUUGCGAUCGUAUUAAAGAGAUUACUAAUUAUAAGGAGGCGGGAGAUUGGGAAACGGAGACUGUUUUUAUUUCUUUUGUCCGAUUAUUUACUUAUUUAAAAAAAAUUAAACUCAAUUAAAAGAAAAUAAAAAAUGGUCACGACAAUUAUUAUGUCACUGUUUAACGACUUGUAUUAAUAAGUAUUUUGUUCUUUAUUAUAUAUUUUUUUUUCUGGUAUCAUGACGUAUCAGAUUCACCUGCUCCGCAGUUCAUUAAACUAAAAGUCGGUAGACUGACUAAGUGCAAUUAAUUAACUAAAAAUAUAUGUGCGUAAACACAGCGUGUGUCAAUAUUAAUCCGACGUAUAGUUUUAUUAUUAAAUAAUUAUUAAACCUGUCAAGUUACAUAUAUACAAAAAUAUAUAAUGAAGAUUAAAAUUAGUAAAUAAGCUUGAAUAAUAAUUAAUUAAAUAUAUAGAUAAUUGUAUUAUUGAGUAUAUAUAUAUAUAUAUACAUUUGCAUUGAUUUUGAUAUGCAAAAUUAAAUGCAGCAGCAAAUAACAAUAGGCAGAGAGAAAGAAAGAGAGAGAAAGAAGUGCCUCAGUCUUUGCAGUCAAUGAACUCAACGAUAUGAGUCGUCAUUUUUGAAAGUAAUAACCGUCCAUACGAAACAUUUAUUGUGAAACACGUUUAUUAUUAUUAUCAUUAUAAUUAUUAAAUAUAUUUAUAAUAAAUAUUAAACGUGUUUGUAAAAUAUAAAUUUUAAAAAUAAUAAAAGAGAAAUUUUUUUUUGAAAGAGAUAUUAUUAUAUAAUAUUAAUUAAUAAACUAAAUAAUAUAAAUAGUAAUAGUAAUAAAUAUUAUCGAGUGAACAUAAGUAACAAAAUAUAUUUACAUCUAUAUUUUUUUUAUAUAUAUAAAGUCUAUGUAUGUUAGAAGUUAUCGAAUUGUGUCCCGUUAGAUUGUAAAAUUAUCAUAUUAUUAUUUUUUUUCUUUUUCGAUACGUAAUAAUUAAUUGAAUUUUGUAUAUUCAUAUUAAUUAAGAGCAUGAGGUAUUUGUAGAUUAUUGCUAAUUAAUUGAUUAAUUAAUAAGACAGUAAUGAGAAUUUAAAUGUUAAGUUAUUAUUUUUAAUUGUCACUGUAUGACUAAAUUAUGCUCUUUAUUGUGUUGUAUGUCUACGGUAAUUAUCGAGUAUUGAUGACGUCACUCGAGGAAUCGAUUGUGUUGAUAUUUAAUUAUUAAAUUUAAUUAAAAAUAUGUGUUAACAAAUUAGCUUUAAGUUUUUUAAACCAGGCAGCUCAUUGCGCUCAAAUAACGAACGAUUUUCUAGAUGUAUACAUAUAGAUAUAUGUAAAGUUGUAAUUGAUAGUAUAUAUAUAUAUAUAUAAAUAUAUAUAUUUUUGAAAUUAAAUGUUUUGUAAUUAGCGUUUAAUGCAAAGUAUAAUGAUAAUAGUUGAAGAUUAUUACAGAGAUUAUUAAAUGUUGAAGAAUUAAAUCGUUCGUUCUUUGUCGUAUAAUAAUUGAUAAUUAAUUAAUUAAGUUAAUGGUAAUUAAUUGUAAAUGUAUAUCUGUUGCAAUAAGCUCUCGUGAAUUUUUUAAAAUGAUUUUGUUAAAAAAAAUCACUGAGACGCUGAAAUGUUAGCUCUCGAAGUACACAUGUAAAUUUCAUUGUGAUAUAAUAAUAUUAAUAAUUAUAAUUAUUAUUAAUUAUCUAAUUUAUUAAUUAAUUAUUAUUUAAAUGAAAUUUACUGUGUUAUUGUUGAGAAUGUGCCUUAUAUACAGUAGACAAAUCAUUGUGUAUUUUGUAUUGAUGUAUUUACUCGCGAGAUUAUAGAAAUAUAUAUAUGUAUUAAUUUUAGUUUGAUAAAUUUAACAGAUAAUUGUAAUCUUAGAAAUUACGAGACAAUUUAUAAAUUUUAUUGUAUCAUUUAAUUGUAAUUUCUAGGAAAUUUAUCUCGUAAUUUUUGCUUUCACAUAAAUUAUUUAAAAAAUAUUAAUUGCGGUGGUUUAAAAUUUUCAAAACACAAUUUUAAGAUGACAAUUUUUAUUUUUUUAAAUCUUGUAAAAUUUAAAAAUAUUUUUUUUUUUUAUGUGAACAAAAAAUUUGAACAAGUUUAUUUUUAAUUUUAAAAAUCCAUCGAGUUCAAAUCACGUGUUAAUUUUUGAAUUUUUAAAAUUUAAAAAAAUAACAGAAUUGUCAUCUUAAAGUUUUGAUUUUUUUUCUUUUUAUUAAAAGCACUCAAGUAAAUAUUUUUCGAUUUUUUUUACGGAAAAUUGUGUAACAUUAUAUUGCCUUGCUUUUAAUGUAAAUUACAAGAUUAAUUAUGAUAAUUAUAUUUAAAAAAAAAAUUGUUUAAUUGCGAGCAAAUUUUUAAAAUAACAUACGUAAGAAAAAAAUGAAUUAAUAUUAAUAUUAAUAAUAAUCAUGGAAAGUAAAUCGUUUUUGAUACUGUAC